CGUGCCACAGAGCGAGGGGAGUUGAGAUAUAAGGUCAAAACACUCACCUGGCGCUCAUCCAGAUCGCAUUGGAUAGGGACGUCGAGAUGUUUGGGUUUGGCAAAAAGAACGACGCUGGGGCCUCUCCUACCACUUCAGACCACGAUGCUGAGCCGGGAGUCAAAAACGAGGCGAAUAACUUCUAUGAUCCGAAUAUCAUUUCGAACAGCGCAAAUGGCACCGGAGGCGAAUAUGACGAACUCCAUGUCGCGUGCCCACCCCAUACCACGGAGAAAAAGCUCAUGGCAAAGAUCGAUUUGCGCGUGAUCCCCUUCUUGUGUAUCCUAUACCUCCUUGCCUUCCUCGAUCGAGUCAAUAUCGCGAAUGCCCGCUCCUUUGGACUGAUCAAAGAUCUCGGGUUGAUCAAUACUGAAUACAAUACCGCGUUGACGAUCUUCUUCGUCCCUUAUGUGGCUUUUGAGAUCCCGUCAAACGUGCUCAUGAAGAAACUCAAGCCCCACGUUUGGCUUUCAGGAUGCAUGUUUAUGUUUGGACUCGUUACUGUCUGCCAGGGUUUGGUGCAUAACUACUCUGGUCUUUUAGCUACUCGAUUCUUCUUGUGGUUUUUUGAGAGGGAUAGAUCACCUGUGGAUAUCGGGUUGAGUGAGUAUGAGAAGACGGAGUUGGGGGAUAUGAGUCCAGAUUACCGAUAUCUGCUUUAAUCCGACAGCCGUGCGAGUGAAAUGAAGUAGAAAAAAACAAUGAAAGGGGAAAUAUAGAGACGGCCGGAGAAGUAGGUUGUAAGGAUGAGGUAAAUGUAAAGACUUCGACUUUGAAUUUGCCCUGUUGUCCAGAGAUGAACAUAAUCCCAAGAUUAACCUGACCCACCUCGACUCAACCCAGCUCAGGUCGACGUGCAGCAACACCCCG
Molecule: messenger RNA, 909 nt
Organism: Hyaloscypha bicolor E
Lineage: Eukaryota; Fungi; Ascomycota; Leotiomycetes; Helotiales; Hyaloscyphaceae
Product: MFS general substrate transporter
Exons: 4
Coding region: 87-701 (204 amino acids)
Biological process (GO): transmembrane transport
Cellular component (GO): plasma membrane
Molecular function (GO): transmembrane transporter activity
Source: RefSeq, a predicted model, not a curated record